UUGAAACGGGAGAUAUCGAACAUAUCGAACAAUAUCUUAAAUAGUCUUGAAUAUUUGCAAAAACGGGAAAUUCUUAAAGAAGACUUUAAAAAAAAAGUGUUAUCGCAUUCGUUUAACGACUGAUUUCAAACAGUAUUAAACGUGUAUUGUCUGUAACAAGGCGAAGAUUGAUAUCAUCGUCAGACCCUAAUAACAAUAUAAAUAUAGAUACGUUUCCAAAAGCAGAGCAAAAGUGGUACGGAAGAUCAGAUUUUAAAUAAAGAUUAUGGAGAAUUUUACCCCGAAAGAGGUGAAAAUCCUCGAAACUGUUGAGGAUAUUCAAGAGCGACGCGAACAGGUUUUGUCACGUUACAAUGAAUUUAAGAUUGAGACUCGUCAAAAACGUGAAAAGCUGGAAGACUCCAGACGUUUUCAGUAUUUUAAGCGUGAUGCUGAUGAACUUGAGUCGUGGAUCAAUGAAAAGUUGCAGGCAGCUAGUGAAGAAAGUUACCGAGAUCCUACUAAUUUGCAGGCAAAAAUUCAAAAGCAUCAAGCUUUUGAAGCUGAAGUAUCUGCGCAUAGCAAUGCUAUCGUCUCUUUGGAUAACACCGGUCAAGAGAUGAUCAAUCAAACUCAUUUUGCAUCAGAAACCAUCCGUCGUCGUCUCGACGAAUUGCAUCGCUUGUGGGAACUAUUAUUAAGUCGUUUGGCUGAAAAAGGUCAAAAAUUACAACAAGCUUUGGUUUUGGUCCAAUUUUUGCGUCAAUGCGAGGAAGUUAUGUUCUGGAUUAAAGACAAAGAAGCUUUUGUGACGGCAGAUGAAUUCGGCCAGGAUUUGGAACACGUUGAAGUUUUACAGCGCAAAUUCGAUGAGUUUCAAAAGGAUAUGGCCUCUCAAGAGUAUCGCGUUACUGAAGUCAAUCAAUUAGCCGACAAACUUAUUCAAGAUGCUCACCCUGAUCGCGAUACUAUUACAAAACGUAAAGAUGACCUAAAUGAGGCUUGGCAACGCCUUAAGCAACUUGCUAUCGUACGUCAAGAAAAGCUAUUUGGAGCCCACGAAAUUCAACGCUUUAAUCGGGAUGCAGAUGAAACUGUCGCUUGGAUUGCUGAAAAAGACGUUGUUCUCUCUUCCGAUGAUUACGGUCGUGACUUGGCCAGUGUGCAAGCUUUACAACGUAAACACGAAGGAGUUGAACGUGAUCUUGCUGCUUUAGAGGACAAAGUUUCCACCCUAGGUGCUGAAGCUCAACGAUUGUGCUCAAUUCAUGCUGAUCACAGCGACCAAAUCCGGGAUAAACAAGCCGAGAUAGCCAACUAUUGGCAAAGCCUAAAAGCUAAAGCUGGCGAACGAAAGCAAAAAUUGGAUGAAUCCUAUUUCUUGCACCGUUUUUUGGCUGACUUUCGCGAUUUGGUCUCUUGGAUCAAUGGCAUGAAAGCUAUUAUCUCAGCCGAUGAAUUGGCUAAAGAUGUGGCUGGAGCUGAAGCUCUUUUAGAACGUCAUCAAGAACAUAAGGGCGAAAUAGACGCCCGUGAAGACAGUUUUAAAUUAACGAUUGAAUCUGGACAAAAAUUAUUAGAGCGUGAACACUACGCCGCCGCAGAAAUUCAAGAAAAGUUAGCUGCUUUAGAGAAUGAUAAAAGCUCGUUGCUUUCUUUGUGGGAAGACAGGCGCAUCCUAUAUGAGCAGUGUAUGGAUUUGCAGCUGUUUUACCGCGACACGGAGCAAGCUGAUACCUGGAUGGCUAAGCAGGAAGCCUUUUUAGCCAACGAGGACUUAGGCGAUUCUUUAGACUCGGUUGAAGCACUAAUUAAAAAGCAUGAGGACUUUGAAAAGAGUUUGGCUGCUCAAGAAGAGAAAAUUAAGGCUCUUGAUAUUUUUGCAACUAAACUGAUCGAUGGGCAACAUUACGCUGCCGAUGACGUAGCACAGCGUCGACAAAUGUUACUUGCGCGUCGUGCCGCCCUUCUUGAGAAAUCAAAUAAGCGACGACAACUAUUAGAAGAUUCCAACCGUUAUCAACAGUUUGAACGCGAUUGUGAUGAGACUAAAGGUUGGAUUAGUGAAAAAUUAAAAUUCGCCACUGACGACAGCUACUUGGAUCCCACAAAUCUUAAUGGAAAGAUGCAGAAGCAUCAGAAUUUUGAACAUGAAUUAAAUGCUAAUAAAUCGCGUAUUGAGGACAUUACCACGGUGGGAUCUGAACUGAUUGAGAAAGGACACUAUGCAGCAGAUCAAGUCAAUACUCGUAUGCAAGAAAUUGUGGUCUUAUGGGAAACUCUAGUACAAGCAUCCGAUAAGAAAGGUUGCAAGUUACAUGAAGCUUGCCAGCAACAGCAAUUCAAUCGUACAAUCGAGGACAUCGAGUUAUGGUUGAGCGAAAUUGAAGGUCAACUGAUGUCCGAAGAUCAUGGCAAAGACUUAACUUCUGUGCAAAAUUUGCAAAAGAAACAUGCUUUGCUUGAGGCUGAUGUAAUGGCCCACCAAGACCGUAUAGAAAGCAUCAAAGUAGCGGCUAACAAAUUUAUCGAGUCUGGUCAUUUUGACGCUGAUAACAUACGUCAAAAAGAAAGUAACCUGUCAUCUCGUUACGCAUCUUUGGCUGCUCCGAUGGCCGAACGCAAACAGCAUUUGAUGGAUUCGUUGCAAGUUCAGCAAUUAUUCCGAGAUUUAGAAGACGAAGCAGCUUGGAUACGUGAAAAAGAACCGAUUGCUGCUUCUACUAAUCGCGGCCGCGACUUGAUAGGAGUGCAAAAUCUAAUAAAAAAACACCAAGCUGUUAUGGCUGAGAUUAAUAACCACGAAGCACGCUUACUCAACGUAAUUAGCUCCGGCGAAAAUAUGCUAAAAGAUCAACCAUUUGCUAGUGAUGAUAUCCGUCAACGUUUAGAUGCUUUACAAGAGCAAUGGAAUAAUUUAAAAGAUAAAUCCAACCAACGUAAGCAGGAUUUGGAAGAUUCACUGCAAGCUCAUCAAUACUUCGCCGAUGCAAAUGAAGCCGAGUCUUGGAUGCGCGAAAAGGAGCCUAUCGCUACCAGCAACGAUUAUGGCAAAGAUGAAGAUUCGUCUGAAGCGUUAUUAAAAAAACACGAAGCCUUGGUUUCCGAUUUAGAAGCUUUCGGUAACACCAUUCAAGCGUUGCAAGAACAGGCUAAAAAUUGCCGACAACAGGAAACUCCAGUUGUUGAUAUAACCGGUAAGGAGUGCGUGGUAGCUUUAUAUGAUUAUACUGAAAAAUCGCCGCGGGAAGUCUCAAUGAAAAAAGGUGAUGUACUCACUUUGCUUAAUUCUAAUAAUAAAGAUUGGUGGAAAGUUGAAGUAAACGAUCGUCAAGGCUUCGUGCCGGCUGCUUACAUCAAAAAAAUUGAAGCUGGUCUAAGUGCCAGCCAACAAAAUUUGGUAGACAAUCACUCAAUCUCUAAAAGACAAGCUCAAAUUAACUCACAGUACGACAAUUUGUUAACAUUGGCUCGUGAACGUCAAAAUAAAUUAAAUGAAACCGUCAAGGCUUAUGUGCUAGUCCGUGAAGCUGCUGACCUUACUAAUUGGAUAAAAGAUAAAGAGAACCAUGCCCAAAUCGCUGACGUAGUUGGCGAAGAUUUAGAGGAAGUUGAAGUACUCCAAAAGAAAUUCGACGACUUCACCGAUGAUCUAAAGGCUAAUGAAGUACGGUUAGCUAACAUGAAUGAGAUUGCAAUUCAAUUGACUUCUUUAGGGCAAACCGAAGCUGCAAUGAAAAUUCAGACACAAAUGCAAGAUCUCAAUGAGAAAUGGAACAAUUUACAACAGUUGACUGCCGAAAAGGCUAGUCAACUCGGUUCAGCUCACGAAGUUCAACGUUUCCAUCGCGACAUUGACGAAACCAAAGACUGGAUAGCUGAGAAGGAAAACGCUAUCAACAAUGACGAUUUAGGAAAAGAUUUACGAAGUGUUCAAACGUUGCAGCGUAAACAUGAAGGUGUGGAACGUGAUUUAGCUGCUUUGCGUGACAAAAUACGGCAGUUGGACGAGACUGCCAACCGAUUAAUGCAGUCACAUCCUGAUACGGCCGAGCAAACCUAUUCUAAGCAAAAAGAAAUAAAUGAAAUGUGGAAUCAGAUCAUAACUAAAGCCACUGCCCGUAAAGAAAAACUUUUAGAUUCAUACGAUUUACAACGUUUCCUUAGCGAUUAUCGCGACUUAUUAGCUUGGAUUAGUUCUAUGAUGAGUUUAGUAACAUCUGACGAAUUGGCUAGUGAUGUGACUGGGGCCGAGGCUCUCAUUGAACGUCAUCAAGGUCAUCGAUCCGAAAUCGAAUAUAUGUUUGGAAAUAGUACCGCAAAAAGCUUCUUCCACCCAACAUCAAAAGAGGAGCACCGAACUGAAAUCGAUGCCCGUGCUGGCACCUUUGCUGCUUUCGAACAAUUUGGAAAUGAACUUUUGCAAGCAAAUCAUUAUGCUUCACCUGAGAUUAAGAACAAGAUUGAAGAUUUGGGUAAGACUCGCGAAGAAUUGGAAAAAGCUUGGACUGAAAGACGUUUGCAAUUGGAGCAGAAUCUUGAUUUGCAGUUGUAUAUGCGUGAUUGCGAACUAGCUGAGGCUUGGAUGUCUGCUCGCGAAGCUUUUCUAAAUGCUGACGACGUCGACGAUAAAGGAGACAACGUCGAAGCUUUGAUAAAGAAACAUGAAGACUUUGAUAAAGCCAUCAAUGGUCACGAAGAGAAAAUCGCUGCUUUACAAGUAUUAGCUGAUACCCUAAUCAAUCAAAACCAUUAUGCUUCUGACUUGAUUGACGGUAAACGCAAACAAGUUUUGGAACGUUGGCGCCAUUUGAAAGAAGGCUUAAUCGAGAAGCGAUCACGUUUGGGUGAUGAACAAACUUUGCAGCAGUUUUCCCGUGAUGCUGACGAAAUCGAGAAUUGGAUUGCUGAAAAAUUGCAAUUAGCUACUGAGGAGAGUUACAAAGAUCCGGCAAACAUUCAAUCCAAACAUCAGAAACAUCAAGCUUUCGAGGCUGAAUUAGCAGCGAAUGCUGAUCGCAUUCAAAGUGUUCUGGCGAUGGGUGAAAAUCUAAUACACAAAAAGCAAUGCAGUGGCUCAGAGGAUGCAGUGCAAAAACGUCUUACUCAAAUUGCCGAUCAAUGGGAAUAUCUCACUCAUAAGACUACUGAGAAAUCUUUAAAACUGAAAGAAGCCAACAAGCAACGCACCUAUAUAGCUGCUGUUAAGGAUUUAGACUUCUGGUUAGGCGAAGUUGAAAGUCUAUUAACCACCGAAGAUUCUGGCAAAGAUUUGGCUUCGGUUCAAAAUCUUAUGAAGAAACACCAAUUAGUCGAGGCCGAUAUUAUAUCUCAUCAGGACCGCAUAAAAGAUAUGAAUAAACAAGCUGAUUCGCUGGUUGAAAGCGGUCAAUUCGAUAGCGCUGGCAUUCAAGAAAAACGCCAGACGAUUAAUGAGCGCUAUGAGCGUAUUUGCAAUUUAGCGGCCCAUCGCCAAGCUCGUCUUAAUGAGGCAUUAACAUUGCAUCAAUUUUUCCGUGACAUUGCUGACGAAGAAAGCUGGAUUAAAGAGAAAAAACUGUUGGUGGGAUCUGAUGACUAUGGUCGUGACCUGACCGGCGUCCAAAAUUUGAAAAAGAAGCACAAACGCCUAGAAGCCGAAUUGGGUUCACACGAACCAGCUAUACAAGCAGUUCAAGAGGCUGGUGAAAAAUUAAUGGAUGUUUCCAAUUUAGGUGUUCCUGAAAUAGAACAACGUUUAAAAGCUUUGAAUCAAGCAUGGGCCGAAUUAAAGAAUUUGGCGGCUACUCGCGGUCAAAAGUUGGAUGAAUCCUUGACAUAUCAGCAAUUCCUGGCCCAGGUGGAGGAGGAGGAAGCGUGGAUUACUGAAAAACAACAGCUUUUAUCAGUCGACGAUUAUGGAGAUUCAAUGGCUGCUGUCCAGGGUUUGUUGAAAAAACACGACGCUUUUGAAACGGACUUCGCCGCGCACAAAGAUCGUUGCGCUCUAAUUUGCGAGCAGGGCAAUACAUUGAUGGAAGCAAAGAACCAUCAUGGGGAUUCCAUUGGUCAACGCUGUCAACAAUUACGUAAUAAGUUGGAAAAUCUGAAUGCUUUAGCUGCUAGGCGUAAGGGUUCUCUGUUGGAUAAUUCCGCCUAUUUGCAAUUCAUGUGGAAAGCUGAUGUCGUGGAGUCAUGGAUAGCUGAUAAAGAGAAUUAUGUACGUUCGGAUGAGUAUGGACGUGAUCUUUCGACUGUACAGACUCUUUUAACUAAACAAGAGACAUUUGAUGCUGGUCUUAAUGCAUUUGAACAGGAAGGUAUUCACAACAUAACUACACUGAAGGAUCAACUUAUCAAUGCCAGUCAUGCUCAAUCGCGAGCCAUUCUUAAACGUCACGAAGAUGUGAUUUCGCGUUGGCAGAAAUUGCGUGAUGCAUCCGAGACACGCAAACAACGGCUUCUCGCCAUGCAGGAGCAAUUUCGCCAAAUCGAAGAACUCUAUUUGACAUUCGCCAAGAAGGCCUCGGCCUUCAAUUCUUGGUUCGAAAAUGCCGAAGAGGAUCUUACUGAUCCUGUUCGCUGCAAUUCGAUCGAAGAAAUACGCGCCUUACGCGAUGCCCACGCCCAGUUUCAGGCGUCGUUAUCGUCAGCAGAAGCUGACUUUAAGGCCUUGGCAGCUCUUGACCAGAAAAUCAAGAGCUUCAAUGUUGGACCUAAUCCUUAUACUUGGUUCACCAUGGAAGCUCUUGAAGAGACAUGGCGCAAUCUGCAAAAGAUCAUAGAGGAACGAGAUGGCGAACUUGCCAAAGAGGCUAAGCGUCAAGAGGAAAAUGACAAGUUGCGUAAAGAAUUCGCCAAGCAUGCUAACUUAUUCCAUCAGUGGCUAACCGAGACAAGGUUUUAUAUGCUGGGUUAUAAUGGUCAAGGAACGUCAAUGAUGGAAGGUUCCGGUUCUUUGGAACAACAAUUAGAAGCACUUCGCGUCAAAGCAACGGAGGUGAGGGCGCGUCGUGUCGAUUUAAAGAAGAUCGAAGAGCUGGGUGCUUUGUUGGAGGAACAUUUAAUAUUAGAUAAUCGUUACACAGAACACUCUACUGUGGGCUUAGCUCAACAAUGGGAUCAAUUAGAUCAAUUGUCGAUGCGUAUGCAACAUAAUUUGGAGCAGCAGAUACAAGCCCGUAAUCAUUCUGGAGUUUCAGAAGACUCUCUUAAGGAAUUCUCAAUGAUGUUCAAACAUUUCGAUAAGGAUAAGAGUGGUAAACUUAACCAUCAGGAAUUCAAAUCUUGUUUACGCGCACUGGGUUAUGAUUUACCUAUGGUUGAGGAAGGUCAACCUGAUCCUGAAUUUGAAGCCAUACUUAACGUAGUAGAUCCGAACCGUGAUGGCUACGUGUCAUUGCAAGAGUACAUCGCCUUCAUGAUUUCGAAGGAAACCGAAAAUGUGCAAUCUUACGAAGAAAUUGAGAAUGCUUUCCGCGCUAUUACUGCCUCCGAUCGUCCUUACGUUACCAAGGAGGAAUUAUACUGCAAUCUUACCAAGGAUAUGGCCGACUAUUGUGUGCAGCGCAUGAAACCGUAUAUUGAACCCCGCUCUAAUCAACCCAUCAAAGAUGCUUUAGAUUACAUAGAAUUCACACGAACACUGUUCCAGAACUAAAUUUAAUUUUUUCAAUUCGAAGAAUCUGCUUUUAUUGGUAGACACUUUGACUAACGGCAGUUUAGCAUUGGUCAUACGAAUCUGCGCAAAGCAAUAUCAUUUUCUUUGUAAUUUUAUAUUACUUGUUAAACACUCAACUUUUUGCAUUUAUACACCCAAUUUUUCCAAAUGCUAGCGAACAUUUAAAAGCGGAGGCGACGAUCAUAGUUCAGACUAAUAAAAAAUAUUGCUGGAUCUUCUCUUCUUACGGAACGAAAUUUUAUAUUUAAUAAUUAAAUAAAUUAAUUAACCAAGUAAUAAUUAGCCGAACCUUAAAUAUUAUGAGCAA
This is a messenger RNA of Glossina fuscipes, 7946 nucleotides long. It is a transcript of the gene alpha-Spec, whose product is annotated as spectrin alpha chain. NCBI's taxonomy places the organism in Eukaryota, Metazoa, Arthropoda, Insecta, Diptera, Glossinidae. The coding region runs from base 266 to 7618 and encodes 2450 amino acids. Gene Ontology annotation, cellular component: cell projection; cortical actin cytoskeleton; plasma membrane. Gene Ontology annotation, molecular function: calcium ion binding; actin filament binding. The transcript is spliced from 8 exons. Gene Ontology annotation, biological process: actin cytoskeleton organization. The record is from RefSeq and is a predicted model, not a curated record.